Molecule: messenger RNA, 489 nt
Organism: Zingiber officinale
Lineage: Eukaryota; Viridiplantae; Streptophyta; Magnoliopsida; Zingiberales; Zingiberaceae
Product: protein lin-28 homolog A-like
Exons: 1
Coding region: 1-489 (162 amino acids)
Molecular function (GO): zinc ion binding; nucleic acid binding
Source: RefSeq, a predicted model, not a curated record
AUGCAGCAGUUCACCCAGGGUUUAGCAGCAUAUAUUCAGCUCAGGAUGUCAGGAUUUCUAAGUAGCUCCUACCGAGAAGUUUUGGAUCGUGCACUGUUUAUCGAGAUGACUCAGCAGCAGGUAAAUCAGGAGAAAGGCCAUGAUAAGCAGUCAUCACAAAAGAGAGGGAACCAAGGUCAGAGUUCACAAGCUACCACGGGAGGAUCUUCUCAGCCGCAGAAGUCAGGACGGACAUCUGAUGGAACAUCUCGUCCUCCUCAGCAUGGUUGGAAGAAAGAUAGAACGGGUUCCAAAUGUUACCAGUGUGGCUCCAAGAGCCAUACCAAAUUUCAUUACCCCUUGGAUCAUCCCAUUUGUUAUUAUUGCAAACAACCAGGGCAUGAGAGUCGGGAUUGUACGUUGAAGGCACAGUUGGAGGCUACUAAGGGUACAUCACAGGGGGGACAGCCCUCACAGACACGACCACAGAAAGGAGCACAGAAGAGUUAG